Messenger RNA from Aspergillus sclerotioniger CBS 115572, 1671 nucleotides. RefSeq names its product putative proline-rich, actin-associated protein Vrp1. Lineage: Eukaryota; Fungi; Ascomycota; Eurotiomycetes; Eurotiales; Aspergillaceae. The record is from RefSeq and is a predicted model, not a curated record. Bases 199 to 1557 code for a protein of 452 amino acids. Gene Ontology annotation, molecular function: actin binding. The transcript is spliced from 3 exons.
CCCCUCGAACUCUCCUGCUGCUCCUCCUCCAUCAUCAGCAACGCCCCGUAGGCAGCUGCUUUCUUCAACGCCACCCACUCCUGGUUGCGACAGGCCUCAAAUGAUCCAUUUAACCCCAGCGGAUUGAUCCCUUCGUGAUCGUCAACUCACUCACCCCCCUACCGAUUGCAAGCGUCAUACCUCAUCUCUACAAUCAUCAUGCCUCCCCCUCCGCCGCCGCCGCCGCCUCCGCCCGGAGGGAUGGGAGGUCCUCCCCCGCCUCCUCCCCCUCCAGGAGCUAUGCCCAGCAGACCCUCAAAUGCAGAGGUUAAGGGUCGAGGCGCACUACUCUCCGACAUCCACAAAGGCGCAAGAUUGAAGAAGACCGUGACCAACGACAGAUCGGCACCCGCGCUUGCAGGUGGAGGAGUAAAGUCUUCUGGUCCCGCAGUCCCAGGCGCUCCGCCUGUUCCGGGCAUGGCGAAGCCUCCGGCGGGAUUGGCACCACCUCCUCCGGCACAAGCAGCGAACAGGCUACGAAGCAAUAGUGAUACUGGCGCAGGAGGUGAUGCUGCAGCAGGCGUUCCGGCGGCGCCUCAACUGGGAGGCCUCUUCGCAGGAGGUAUGCCCAAGUUGCGCAGUCGGGGAGGCGUUGACACUGGGGCUACUCGGUCGUCGCCGUAUAUGUCGGAUUCGGAGGGUUCGCGGAGCGCUCCCCCGCCCCCUGCUGCGUUCGCUCCGAAGCCGCCGGAAUCGCCGCCGGCUCCUCCAGUGAACCCGCUGGUUGCUAACCUCCGGAAGCCACCUCCGAGGCCGGCGUCGAGGCCCUCAUCGACAGUCUCGAAUGCGUCAAGCAGGUCAGCCCCUGACGCUCCUCCACGCGCGCCGCCGCCGUUGCCGGGCUCCGCAAGACUUCCGCCGCCUCCACUAUCUAACAGGAAGCCUUCUGUCCCUGCUCCCCCACCUCCACCCCCUACAGCGAGUCCAGCUGCACCCCCGCCGCCACCCCCUCCGGCAGUUUCCGCUCCCCGACCUCCUCCGGCGCCAGCACGAUCUACCCCUCCACCCCCUCCCCCGCCUGGUGCCUCUGCUCCACAACCGCCAAACGGCACGGCUGCUGCAUCCAUCGCAGUUCAAGCUGCUAGAAACGCUCUUGGACACAGUCACUCGACACCACCGCCACCACCACUGCCUGCCUCGGCUCCUUCAGCGCCUCCACCCCCACCUCCUCCCAGUGCUCCUCCCGUCGUCCCUCCGAGUGAGCCACCAUCACGGCCAUCUCCUUCCCCCUCUGCUAUAGCACCACCUCGACCUUCAUCCUAUGACUCACCAAUUGGUCAACCAGAUCGUUCGACACUGGAUCCGAGCGCUUAUACCCUCUCCAACGGCGGGCCGUCACCGGGAUCGAGCCCUUGGAGUCCAGGGUCACAUGGGCUGGUUCGGGUGGACGAUCAUCGGUUCAAGUUCCAGAGCGAAGGCUUGUUGCCCAAACCUCGGCCGUUUGUGGGGGGUACCAAGCGGUACCGGGCUGGACGAGGCAGCAGUGUACCGUUGGACCUAAGCGCAUUGGCUGCAUGAGGUGUCUAUUGGAUCCGCGUGGUAGAUUAGCGCAUUCUUCAGCUUGUAAAUUUACUUAGCAACGCAUAUUGUUAGUGACAGUGGAGUUAGGAAUGAACGGUCUUUACGCAAAUA